Rhopilema esculentum is the source of this 2854-nucleotide messenger RNA. The record is from RefSeq and is a predicted model, not a curated record. Lineage: Eukaryota; Metazoa; Cnidaria; Scyphozoa; Rhizostomeae; Rhizostomatidae.
UGAACAGUUGUCGUGCUUUCAAAAAAUGAAGUUAAGCUACAAGUUUUCAAAUCUUCUUGGGACAGUUUAUAAAAAGGGAAACAUCAUCUUUUCAAAAUCUGGUGACUGUUUACUUAGUCCUGUUGGAAACAGGAUAACUAUAUUUGAUUUGAAAAACAAUAAAUCAAGGACAUUGGCAUUGGAGAGCAGAAAGGAUAUUGCAUGCAUUUGUUUGUCACCAGAUAAUUCUGUGUUACUUGCAGUUGAUGAGGAUGGAAAAAGUAUAGUUUUCAGUUUGAAGAAUGAUACACCACUACAUUACUUCAGUUUCAAGCACCCGGUGAAAAGUAUUGAGUAUAGUCCCAAUGGAAGAUUUUUGGCUGUCACAGUUGACCGUAAGGUCCAGGUGUGGCAUGCACCUGGUGCUGGCAAAGAAUUUGCAGCAUUCACGAUCCUUCAUACGCAUACCGGAUUUUAUAGCAAUACAACUUGCAUCGAUUGGUCUGAUGAUUCACGAUUCUUUGCAGUUGGAUCUGAAGACAUGACUGCCAGAGUUUUUUCAAUCACACCAAUGGAAGGACAUCACCCAUUUGUUGUUGUCGGGCAUCGAAACAGCAUCAUUGGCUGCUUCUUCGAGGAGCUCAGCCUAAACUUUUACACGGUCAGUAGAGAUGGCGCCUUGAUGCAGUGGUCUUGCAAUAAGCAGCUUUCCGAAGUUAAGGAAAAAAGCAGAAAAAGGAAGGCGAGCCUUGAUGAAAACAUGGAAACUGAAGGUGAUAAGGAGAGUGGAAAUGACCCUUCUGAGGCAGAGGUUGUGUGGGGUAGAAAAGCAAAGCAUUUCUUUCUCCAAGAUCAUGCCGAUUUGAAUUCGGUUCAGUAUCACAAGAAAUCCAAAAUUCUGGUAGCCGGGUUUUCAACUGGAGUCUUUAUGCUUUACGAGCUUCCUGAUUUUAUACAGAUUCACGCAUUGAGCAUUUCACAGCAUCACAUCUCCAGCAUCGCAAUCAGCCCCUCAAGUGAAUGGCUGGCUUUUGGGUCAUCAUCGCUAGGGCAGUUGCUAGUUUGGGAAUGGCAAAGUGAGACUUAUAUUUUAAAGCAACAGGGACAUUUCUACGAUAUGAAUGUUUUGGCCUAUUCUACCGAUGGACAAUUGAUAGCUACCGGUGGAGAUGAUGGAAAGGUUAAAGUAUGGAACACUGUUUCUGGUUUCUGUUUUGUUACGUUUCAUGAACACACCUCUGGAGUGACAGGAGUUGCUUUCAAUCAAAAUAACAAAGUCGUGUUGAGCUCUUCUCUAGACGGCACGGUCAGAGCUUUUGACAUGACCAGGUAUCGAAACUUUCGCACUUUUGCUUCGCCAAGACCUGCGCAGUUCUCAUGUUUGGCCCUCGAAAGUAGUGGUGAAAUCGUCGCUGCAGGAUCUGUGAAUUCUUUUGAAAUAUUUGUGUGGUCAAUGCAGACAGGACGUCUUUUAGAGAUACUAUCAGGACACGAGGGCCCGGUUUCCAGCUUAGCCUUCAACCCAUCACAAGCAAUUCUCUAUUCCGCUUCUUGGGAUAAAACCCUGAAAGUAUGGGAUGUUUUUGCACAAAGCAGUGCCAAAGAAACGCUGCCACUUGGAACUGACGCGUUGGCAGUAGCGGUGAGACCAGAUGGGGUGGAGAUAGCUGUUGCAACUCUUGACGGACAGUUGACGUUUUGGCGUCCUACGAUUGCGAUGCAGACUGGAUCCAUCGAAGGCAGGAGUGCACUUGGCAGUGGGAGGCGUCGGACAGACAAAGUGACUACAAAGAAGAUGGAGUCUGGGAAAUGUUUUACAACUCUUUGUUACUCAGCAGAUGGUACUUGCGUACUGGCAGGAGGGAAAUCAAAGUUUAUUUCUAUCUUUCAUGUCGAGCAGCAGAUACUGUUGAGAAAAUUUGAAAUCUCAAGAAAUCGAUCUCUAGAUGGCAUGCAGGAAAUGCUCAACAGCGCCAACAUGACAGAGGCUGGGCCCCUUGAUCUGGUUGAUGACCAAGGUUCUGACAAAGAAGACAUUGUUUUACCCGGCGUCAUGAAAGGCGAUAUGAGUUCGAGGAAAGUAUCACCGGAAAUCCAGACAAAAUGUGUCAGGUUUUCGCCCACAGGUCGGGCAUGGGCAGCAGCAACAACAGAAGGCUUAAUGCUUUACUCACUCAACUCUUCUAUUGCCUUCACGCCCUAUGACUUGGAAAUGGAUACUACGGUGGAGCAAACGGUUGAACUGCUUGCGAAGAAUGAACUUGGCAGAGCCCUUGUUUGCAGUUUGCGACUGAAUGAAGAUAGUUUAGUUAAAAGAGUGAUGGAAUCAAUCAAACCAGACGAUAUUCAAGGUAUUUGUCAAUCAAUGACUGAGUCGUUUGCAGUUCAGCUGCUAAAUCAUGUGGCCAAGCAGUUGGAAUCAUCAGGACAUUUGGAGUUUUAUCUUAUCUGGACUAAACAACUGUUAUUUACAUGGGGUAAAUAUAUCAAAGAAAAUUCACUAGAAGUUAUGCCAUUGCUCAUAAAUUUGCAGAAAUCAUUGGCGAGAACCUCUGAAGAUCUGGGAAGACUGUGCGAUGGUAAUAUAUAUGCAUUAGACUAUCUUCUUAAAAUGAAGCUGAAGACCUCAGUGAAGGAUCAAGAUACGGGAACUGAAGCCGUGCAAAUUGAAACUUUGAACGCUGGUAACUUUGACAGUCUAGAAGUCUAGUUGAUCAUCUGUAAAGAGGGUAAAGACGUCAAUCUACACACAACGAGAAACCAGUAGCCCGACCAGGAAGAGAGAUAAGCCUUGUAUGGAAGAAUCAAGCUCUAUAUACGAUCUUAUCCGUAUUAACCGAUUUAUUUGUUACAGAAAUGGACCUUUGUUACAGAA